UAUUCGAUCUACCAGUUGUUAUGCAUGCACUUGCUGCCGAAACUAAACGAAGACGGACAUAGUAUCGAUGCAGGGCUGUCAAAGAGUAUGGACAUCCUAGACCGACAGAGCACCAAUCAUCUCCCAGAGACAGCAUACUACCAUGCGCUCGUGACAUCUCAUCAUCUCGUGUCCCCAAUAAAACGACGGUCAUUACAGCGAUGCUCCUCUGAGCUUUCGAUAUCUGGCUUCGCCAAAGUUGGCUACCCGGGCGUCAUUUAUGCACAAGGCUCACAGGAAAACGUCCAUGAAUUCGUUGCCAACGUCAAAUCUAUGCACUGGCUGUCCCUAAAAAUGCGAUUGUGGAACCUGCGGAUCUGGCCAACGAUAGGGUGUCACCAGGGUCGAUCCGAGUUCCGGUCGGUUGGAGAAGUCGUGGAAGAAAUGAGAAGAUGCGGGAGAGACAAAUAUAUCACGGAGUUU
Molecule: messenger RNA, 462 nt
Organism: Suillus subalutaceus
Lineage: Eukaryota; Fungi; Basidiomycota; Agaricomycetes; Boletales; Suillaceae
Exons: 1
Source: RefSeq, a predicted model, not a curated record